Messenger RNA from Anopheles cruzii, 782 nucleotides. Its product is annotated as RNA/RNP complex-1-interacting phosphatase homolog. The record is from RefSeq and is a predicted model, not a curated record. Gene Ontology annotation, molecular function: polynucleotide 5'-phosphatase activity; protein tyrosine/serine/threonine phosphatase activity. Gene Ontology annotation, biological process: protein dephosphorylation. Lineage: Eukaryota; Metazoa; Arthropoda; Insecta; Diptera; Culicidae. Bases 18 to 746 code for a protein of 242 amino acids. The transcript is spliced from 5 exons.
UGAUAAAACUGGGAAAAAUGCCGCGACUGCCCGAUCGGUGGCUUAAGUAUAGCCCGUAUGGGGGCACGAUAGCGGACCGUUUCAUCGCUCUAAAAGUGCCACUUUCAGCGCACUAUACGGGCAUUCCGGAGGCUGAUCGCUUCACUCCAACGGAUGCGAUCGAGACGCUUUCCCUGGGACUGAUAAUCGAUUUGACGAACACCACCCGGUACUACGAUCCGAACGAGUUCACCGACAACAGUGUAGAGUAUCAAAAGCUGUUCGUGAAAGGCCACGCAAUUCCUGAGUUUAGCACAGUGAAACGUUUUCUUAGUAUAGUCAAACAAUUCUUACGAGACCCAUCGAGCAGAGGAAAGUAUGUUGGUGUUCACUGCACGCACGGACUGAAUCGCACCGGGUACCUGGUGUGUGCGUACCUGAUCUUGGAGCUCGGCUACCGCGCCAAGGACGCCAUCAAACUGUUCAACCACAAACGUGGCCACGAAAUGGAGCGCGUCAACUAUCUGAACAGUUUGUACGAGAUGGAGCAAAGCCGGAAGACUUUACCAGGGCCGCGCUAUCGACAGACGAGCCCACGUGGCGAUCCACACAGCCCACGUGGCGAUCGACGAAGCCCACGUGGCGAUCGACACAACACGCCAGUCAUAGUGUCUAAUCCUGACCAUCGCUACCGAAGGGGACAUCACCCUUAUUCGCUUCACAACGAUCGCUACCAAGCCAUGCCGAAACGGACCGUAUUUGAGUGAAUGUGUUGUUUUAGAAAAAUUAUAAAAAACUAAUAA